UAUCGGUUCGGUCUUUAGUUCGUUCUUACGUCUUCCCUCCAAGUUGCGAUAUGCAAAUAACAAUAAUUUAUACUUUAUAAGUUAUAACAUUCCAUUCUAGUUCCUAUUCUGUAAUCUAAUUUAUUGUUAUAGUUGUGUGUAUGUGCUGCUGUGCCUUGUAGCCGUCUAAUUUAGACAGCGGAUUUCUGUACAAUCAUGGUAGUAUUGAAAACUGUGCAACAUUACAUACUAUAUAAUAUUAUAUAAACAUAUAGAAAUUCAUGCUGAUGGAUAGAACAAAAUUGUAUAAAAAAAUACCUAAUAGUAGUAUUAACUCUAGCCUAUCAGCUAGUAAUUCAAAUUUGACAAAUACUACUCCAAGUAAUAAAAACACUCCGAAAAAUAGCAAUACUCGAUCUAAAAGUAAUCUAAAUUUUAAAGAGAAUGAUGCUGUUAAACGACUCAAAAAUUUUAGCUCCAACGUUACCCUAGAAAGAAAUGGCAGUAUGCCAAAUCUAAACGCAACUGGUAAUAGAUUGCAAUUGGACAAAAUCACCAAGCUACGAUUUGCAUAUGACAAGUAUCUCAGCAGCUUGGAAGCAAAAUAUGUGUUUCAGAUGAUUGAAAAAAAUAUAUCUUCAAAUGUCAAUGAACAAAAAAAGGUUUUUAGGGAUGAAUUUAAUAUUCUCAAAGAUCAAUUAGUGACUUUAAGUAAAGAAUUGGAAAUGAUAAAUGGAUUAAAAAUUGAAAAAAAAUUAAUCGAUCAAAAAAUUGAAGGACUUGAAAUGCUUAAUAAAGCUCUUGUAUUUAAUGAUUCAGACGAAGAAAUUAUGACUUUGUUCUCUAGUACGGCAUCCAAAGUUGUUAUUAAAAAUUUUAAGCAAUUGAACGAAGAUGAUUUAAAUGCUGUUAAGAUGCUGUUGAAUGAAAUUAUAGAGCCAUUAAAACUACUCGAUUAUGAAAAUAAAAUUAAUGUGAGAAUUCAAUUAAAAGAUUCAUUGAUUAAAGUAGCAAUGUUAACGAAAGAAUUAGAUACAUUAAAAUUGAAGUGUGAAGAGUUAUUUGACGAACAAGAUAGUUUGCUGAAUUAUAAUAAAUCACAUAAAAUAUUAAAAGCUCAAUUUGGAGAAAACCCAGACUCAAAUUUACUGCCAACAAAGAGUAACUUAGUGGAAGAAGUUGAAAAUAUGUUAAAUGAAAUAGAAUGGUAAAUUAAAAAAUCAAAUAUUAUACUUUACUCUUUUUUACUUAAGUUUUUUUUAUUUAUUUUUGUAUUUUUAUCGUAUGUCGAUUUUUUUUUUAAGUACUAAAUUACUAAUAAACAGUAUAUUUAUUCUAUUUCAAUUUUACUUUUGUUAUAAAUUAUUUUAUUUUAAAAAUUUUAUGGGCAUCGACCCAAUACUAGUUGUAAAAUACUAAGUUGUAUAAUUUAAAAUAUACAUUAGUUUGGUAAUCAAAAAUAAACGGUACAUAAUCAAACUAUAUAUUAAAAA
Myzus persicae (green peach aphid) is the source of this 1472-nucleotide messenger RNA. RefSeq lists its product as uncharacterized. The record is from RefSeq and is a predicted model, not a curated record. Lineage: Eukaryota; Metazoa; Arthropoda; Insecta; Hemiptera; Aphididae. The coding region runs from base 261 to 1190 and encodes 309 amino acids. The transcript has 7 exons.